UUCUCCUCUCCUCGCCGCCUAUAAACCAAGAGUUACCGCAACAAAAGUUGCUUCGUGUAAUAAGGAACCUAAGUUCAGCUGAGAAAACAUAAAUAUUUAUGUACAGUUAUAAGUACUAGUUAUAGAUCGUCACACAUGUGUACAAAUACUUGUGAUUAUCAGUAAAAAUCAGAACAAUAGAAUGUAAAUACAAAUAGUCCCAAAACCAUAAAUAUUUCCCUUCCCAUUGUUAGAAGUAGAUAGGUACACAUAAGAUGGAAAACAACUGACCUGCGCGUCGGUACUAGCAUAAGUAUAAAUAGAAGUAGUUUGAAAAAGAACCAACAGAAUAAAUUGACCACUGAGCGCAGAACACCGCGUAUAAUCAUUUAUUUAAUUGGCGCCCAGCGAGUUUUUGUAAGUCUGUUCCCAAAAUCCUUAUGUCAGGAUAAUAGAACAGCAGAAGAACCCCCUACAAAAAAAAUCAAGUGAAGUCGAAAAAUCGUGCAUCGGGAAGAAAAAAGAGGUCAAAAAUCCCACGCCAAGGACAAUCUGGAGGAAAAAAAGGAAAUCAACAAUUCCACGCCAGGAAAACGGGACAUGAAGCUGUACUUAAUGAUUUAGUUGUAGACAGUAAAAUUUCGCCAUAUGAGAUCUGAACACGGUGGAUAAUGGCCUUGGCAGACGACAGCCCUGCUUGCCAUAAGCGGGCUUAAUUUGCAUUACUUGCGUAUUUGAUUCAUGUUAAUGCAAAUUAAUAAAAAUUUUGUGCAUUUGGUUGAAUUUACCAAAUUUGAGUAGGCAACACUGCCCAAAAAUUGCCGAUUUUUGCUAUUGUGAAUGGUGAUUGAUAGAAAGAAGAAGAAACGUAAACAUUAAAUAUUUUUGAAUAGCGUUAGAGAUGGCUGAAAAUAAAAAACGCACAGUUUGGACGAGCGCCGACGAAAGUGAGCUAAUUGAUUUGUGGCGUGAACGAGCCGAAGAUUUGCGACAUGCUAAGCGCAAUUUGCAUAUUUAUACAGAUAUAUCUGUGCAAAUGACACAUAAAUUUACACCGAAGGAAGUGCAUGUCAAAAUACGAAACUUAACACAAAAAUAUAGAGAGGAAAAGAAAAAAGUUGGACCCUCGGGUUCGUCGGAGUGGAAACUUUUUGAUACAGUUCAUCAAAUAAUGGGACUGACGGCAGCCAAUAAUGCAGAAACAAAAGAAUUGUUUGAUUUCGUGGACAUAUCGUCAUCAACAUUUCUGCCGUUUCAGUCAACUACACCCACAGCAUCACCAGUAACAAUGCCAUGCGCAGUAUCGGUAUCUGAACCGCUGUGUUCGCAAGCAAUGCCUUCUUCCAGCUCGCACUCAUUAUCGUCACUGGAUAGUUCCUCAACAUCAGCAACCAGAAAGCGGAAUUAUAAAGGUGAAAUACUAAAAAUGGCAAACGAGCAAAAUGAAUUGCUGAAGACAGUGGUAGAGGUUGGAAAAGAAUUAACAGAAAGACUUGUUAAUGCUAUUGAACGGCAAAAUAACACUACGCAAGAGUUCUUAGUUAUUAUGAAAAGUAUUUUAGAAAAAAUGUAAAUAGUAGAUUUUAAGUAAAUAUGAGCUAAAUAAAUGUAUGUAUAA
Bactrocera latifrons is the source of this 1597-nucleotide messenger RNA. RefSeq lists its product as uncharacterized. The transcript has 5 exons. Lineage: Eukaryota; Metazoa; Arthropoda; Insecta; Diptera; Tephritidae. The record is from RefSeq and is a predicted model, not a curated record. Gene Ontology annotation, biological process: positive regulation of DNA-templated transcription. Gene Ontology annotation, cellular component: nuclear body. The coding region runs from base 881 to 1552 and encodes 223 amino acids.